Molecule: messenger RNA, 429 nt
Organism: Penicillium diatomitis
Lineage: Eukaryota; Fungi; Ascomycota; Eurotiomycetes; Eurotiales; Aspergillaceae
Product: DUF4112 domain-containing protein
Exons: 2
Coding region: 1-429 (142 amino acids)
Source: RefSeq, a predicted model, not a curated record
AUGACGAAACGCACGGGAACCACUCAUAUGAAUCUGGACUGCCUGACUAAAAGAGAUACAGAAACUCUUCAGUACGUGCAGCGUCGAGCCUACCAACUUGAUUUCGCCCUGUUCAACGUCUGCGGUAUUCACUUUGGCUGGGGCAGUGUUAUUGGUAUCAUACCAAUAAUUGGUGAUACUGCGGACGCCAUACUCGCGUUACUGCUUGUUUGGAAGUGCGGGGAUAUCGACGAGGGACUCCCACGCGCACGACGUAUGAAGAUGGUGAUGAAUGUGAUUUUCGAUUUCACCGUUGGCUUGAUACCGUUGAUCGGCGAUUUGGGAGAUGCGGCAUUCAAAUGUAAUGCUCGCAAUGUGGCCAGCUUAGAGCAAUAUCUGUGCGAAAGGAUUUCGGACCGCCAAGAGAGGUUUCACCUUGAUUCUUGCUGA